AGGUCUCAAUUAAGAAGAUCAAGAACAGUUUUCAACCACCCAGGGGAGAGUGUUUGAUCGGCUUGACAAAUAAAAAUCUUGAAAUCGAUGUAAAGAAAACGUGGAACAAGUAGAUCAAGGUCAUUGCUUGCAGCCGUUUUGAUGGUUUCCUCCUUUCAACACAACGCUGCACACCACGUGGGAACAUUUUUUGUCGUAUAACUAGGAUGUGCUCCUGUGAACCAAAUAGCCCAAAAGGCGAAGCACUAGACUAGGAAGCACCGCAAGUAGAAGUUUAUUGUUGUGUAACACAGGGAUAGCAGGGGCGACACAGUAAUAGCUCUUGACGACUUAUUUCACUUUCUCCAGGAUCGCAGCGACAAAACAAUCAGAGCAUCUAUUGGUUCAUUUAUUUUCGUUACAUUUUUUGAACAGACACGACAUUGUGAUGCUCCUCCAAGAGAAGACAUUUUGAAGUGAAAAAAAAGACCUCUGACACGGACGAUUAGGACUGAUUUUUCUGACAGAUGUGCUAUUCUACCAAUGCUCGCAUUGAUAUUGGGUUGGAGUAGGAGUACUCCGUUCUAGUUGCUCUAGAAUAUUUGAUAUAAAUUUGUAUAAUUUCACCAUAUUGGUCAACAUACCAUCAUCACCAUGGGCUACAGCAAUUCGAGCCGCGACCACCACUACGACCGGCGGGGCGGGGACAGAGACCGAGACCGAGAGCGGCGACACCAUGAUAACAGCACUCGACGAGAUGAUGACCGCGACCGGAGAGGAGCAGAUCCUAGAGCAGAUAGAGAUCGACACCACCGCGCCGAUGGAGAGCAGCGGAUGAAAAAGCCUCGCGAGGACGCCAAGCGGUCCGCCCGAGCUGGCGCCGAGGAUGUUGAGAGGGCUACGACCGAGGACUUCAUCGAGACCCACAAGCGGGCGAACAGCCGGCACCACGAGCAAGUCGCGCAGCAGCAGCAGUACCAGCGGGAGCUGUUUAUGAAUUGCAAAAGUGUAGUCGUACGAGUGUUAUAAAUUGCAUUACAAAUAAUUUGUAUUUGAAUUUGCGCAGCAUUACAAAUGGAAUUUGUAAUGCUGUUUUACCUUACAAAGAAGAUUUGUCAUGCAUAUAUUGCAAUUACUACGAGUGCGAUACUUUUUCACUGGAUACUGUACUUGCAGCAACAACAGCAGGACAGCCAGUUGAACGUGAAAAAGGCGCGGUCGGAGAUGCUCCGGGAGCAGCUGAAUUACACCAACGAGGAGAACCCCUUCGGGGACAGCAAGCUCACCGAGAAGUUCACGUGGCACAAGAAGAACGAAGCGGACGGCAACCGGAAGCUGACGAAGGAGGAAAAAAUUGCCAUGAACGCGGAAAUAUCAAAUGCAAAAGUGUCUGGGUCUGGAAGAAUGCAACUUGUAAUGCGUAUUUCAGAACACAGAAAAGGCUCUCAUGCAUGCGUCGCAAGAAAAGCUGCCCACUUUUUGUCAGCAAAAUAGGGGACUUGUCAUGCGGAUUCGGCAUUCUUGCGGAAGCUUCUCGAAACCUGUGAUGCUAGAGCUUCCACGCCAGACCUUUUGUGUCAUGCAAAAACAGCAUGACUCUUCCAAACCCAGACAUUUUUACAUUUGAUAGGAAAAGAUCAAGGAAAUCCAAAAAGUCCGGGCCCGGCGGGAGGAGCGAGAAAAGGAGCGCCUGGAGCUGGAGCAGCAGCGGGAAUUGCUGGAUAUGCAUUGCAAAUAUGUCUGGGUCGUCUGGAACAUUCAACAUUGCGAGACUUGUAAUGCUGAACGCCCAUAGUCCUGAACUCCAACUCUGUCAUGCAUGUUGCGGAAUAGCACCGCAGCUUCUGUUCGAUUUCGAAGAAACAAAGGGUUGUUUCUCAUGCGCGUGACGCACCACAGAACCUUCGCUCAAAAACUGCUCAUGCGUUGCUGUGUACCUACUGUGCUGAGUUUGUGAUUCAUGCAUUAGCAUGACAAUUUUCCAGACCUCCCAGGCAUAUUUGCAAUGCAUAGUGGAAAGGGAAAAGCAAAUGGAAGAGAACAACGACUGGUUUAACAAGGAAGACUAUCAAGUGCGAAAGUGUUUGGGUCUGGAAGGUUGGAGCUUGUGAUGCUAACUUUGGGCUCUAAAAAAAUCUGUAUUGCAUGAUCAGCAAGACGAGGAGUCUAGUUUGUGCGACGAGAGGAGGGCAUUUGUCAUGCGCAAUAGGCAUCAGGAAGGGUGCUAAAAAUCUGUGAUGGUAGGGCAUGCAUCACACACAAUCCUGGAUCAUGCAAAAUAUGCAUGACAAACCCGGCAAGAUUCUAGACCCAGACACUUUUGCAUUUGAUAAAGACGAGUUUCAGUACGUCCAGACGGUGGAGAAGGCGCACAUGAGAAUCCAGCAGAUAUCAAGAAGAAAAAUCACCCCUCCCCAUAUCAAAUCGGAAAUCUGUGAUGCAGAUUUGUGGUCACAGAUCAGCUUUGUCAUGCUAGAAGGGAAAAGAUGCGGACUAUGGUGCCGGUUGGUGUGCUGGGAAAGCCUUGCAUCUUCAGCAUGACAGGAGGCAGCUGGAAGUGGGAAGCACAAUGGCAAAUCGCCUGCAAUCGAGGCCACAACUGCGGCUCUUGGCCUUCUAGCAUUACAAGUCGACUUGUGUACUCAAAUACAACACUACAAAUUUCGUUUUCGAUAUGGGGCGGAGGGGGAAUUUUUUCUUUGGAUAGCGGAGACGCGAGAACCUCUUGGAUUUGCUGCUGUGCUCCCUCUAUGCUCUGCAAAAGUAUCGUACUCGUAAUAAUUGUAAUCAUGCAUGACAAAUCUUGUUUCUUAGCCAAAUCAGCAUUACAAACUUCAUUUUUCCACUUCUCGGAAAAUUUGUAUUGCGAUUUAUACUAGUACGAUGCUUUUGCAAUGCAUACCCUCCUGGUCUGCGACAACGACAUUGUGAAGGCGGUUAGUAACGAGUUCUCCGGCACCGGGGCGCACGUAUGCAUUGCAAAAGUAUUUUCACACUUCUACACUACGUAGAAAUCGCAUGGCAAAUUUUCUCAGCAUGAAAAAUGAAAUUUGUAAUGCUGGUUUACUGUAAGAAGAGGAUUUGUCAUGCACCGUGUCCAUGCCUGCGAUUACUACGGUACGAGUGCGAGGAUACUUUUGCAAUGCAUAGCACGGGUUGCUCGACGACGGGAGCGCGGAGUUGAAAAAGAAGCGGGAAAACCUGUCCGGCGACAUCGUUAUGAACUGCAAAAGCAUCGUACUCGUAUAAAUGCAUUACAAACUUCCUCAGCAUGAGAAAUAAAAUUUGUCAUGCGGAUUUACCUUAAGAAAAAAAUUUGCAAUGCAAGACUUGCAUUUAAUAUACGAGUACGAUACUUUUGCACAGGAUAAUCGUUUUGCUCGACCAAAACCCGGUGGACAAAAUCGAGCAAGUUUUGUCGCACGGGCAGCUGAGAAUUCUCCUCGACGGCGCGAAAUUGGUCGACGACACGAAACACUACGACUACUGGAAGUCGCUCUGUUUGGUGUUGCAAUUCAACAUUGACAAGAUGAACAACUUGAAGAACGCCGGGGAAAAUUUGGACCGGGACCUGCACGAGCUGUUGGAGGGGCAGUCCACCGAGGAACUGGAGCAGACCAGGCUGGAACUCGAGGAGUCUCUGGAAAACGAAAAAUACAACGACCCGGAGGACUACACGGACUACGUGUUCUACAAACGCGUCAUCGAGCGGAUCCCGCUCUACCAGGCACGGUGCCUGCUGGCUUUCAAGCACUUCGAGUCGCUUCGCUUGGCCAAGGAGGUCGCGAUGGGCAGUCGGGGCAAGAUAUCCUGUGUAAAAACGUCCCCAGCCCAGAGUUGUCAUGCAAAUGUGCAAUGACAGGAACAGUUGUAAUGCGCAGUUCCAUGAGACGAGGCAUUUCCAAUCGUGUUUUGGAAUUUGUAAUGUUGUAAACAGGUUGAGAGUGUGGCUUUCUCAUGCGGCUUCCCUUGCCAACCAGCACUACACUGCAGAGGGAAAGAACUUGUCAUGCACAGCUCCCAAAGCUUGGAGAUUUGUGUUGCUAGAUUCCCAACUUGACGUAUGUGGCCGGGACGUUUUUGCUUAGGAUACAAGAUCGCGGUGCGCCAGUCGCAAGGGAUCAUCGACGACAGCAAGUAUGAGGCAAAACAUAUCAAAAGGAAAAAUCCCCCCUCCCCAUAUCAAAGCGAAGUUUCUGAUGCUGGAUUUGCGUACACAAAUCAGAUUUGUCUUGCUAGAGAAGACUUCUGCAGGUCUAUGCUGAGCCUGAAUAGAAGGUUUUGGCCUAGGCGCUGAGCAUGGCAAACGUCUGGUCUGUAGGGCCAACAGCAUCACAAACUGCUUGCAGAAUCCGGCGGAGCCUGUGGAGUUGCGUUCUUGCAAGACAGAGACGAUUUGCGUUUGCGAGUCAGCAUUACAAAUCGUGCCUUUUCUAUAUGGGGAGGGGGGAUUUUUCCUUACGAUAAAACAGGAGCUGAACACCUACGGGGGAGACAAUAUUUGGGGAAACCGGCGGGAGAUUAUCACGGAAAUAUGACAGUGCACAACUCCCUGCCCCCUCAUUUGUAUAGCAUGAACGGCAAUACAAGCAUCAGCAAGAGUGCCAGUCUUGCAUGACAAAUUUGCACUGGAUUAUAGUGCUAUUUCAGCUACCAAAAUUUGUCAUGCACGCAGUGCCAAGAGGCAAAGGGUAGUAAAUUGGGUACUUUGCAUGACAAACGAGGGGGAGGGGGAGUUGUGCACGGUCAUAGGAAACACUAGACGACGUGAAGGGCCUCGGGGUGAACAUCGGGGGCAAGUCUGAUAUCUCCGAAGUCGCGCAAAAUAUCCCACGAAAAAACUGUUUCACUGUGAACUUGUGAUGCAUGGAAUGGAACACAAAACUAUUUGUCUUGCUGCACAUGCAUAGAGCAUUGGAGUUUCAAGUGUGUUUUUCCCUAUGGGAACUGUGCGCAUGGCAAAUUUUCUGUGCCAUGUGUAACAAACUACUUGUGAUGCAGAUCUUGCAAAAUCAUCACAGUGAAACAGUUUUUCCCUGCGAUACAAAACGCAGCAAAAGCAGUCGCGGCCUCGAAAAACGCGGGAGGGGCGGGGGCGAAAGAUGUACUUUUAGACUUACUUUAUAAAAUUUGGAUAGGAUAGCUUAGCUGCAGCUUGGUUGAUGAUCAUCUUUUUUCCUCGGUUGUAAAUGCAAGACAUUCGUCAUUCGUUCUCGUUUCAUUAAGUGUAGUGAGCAUAGCGAAUGCUUAGUUGUGUUGCUCAUUUCCCUAACUUUCGCCACCUCGGUUGUAGUACAUCGAUCUUGUGUCAAAUUAGGUUCUUCUUGAAUGAAGUCCGAUACUAAACCUUAUCAACAGCCCAACGCCAAGGGUCCGCAGCGCAGCACGGUGAUGACGCGCGACAUGAAAGCGGAUAUCAAAACCGAGGCUGCGAAAGACCAAUUUGAAAUGGACGACGACGACAAGGCCUACAGUUCCGACGACGAGGAGGCCAAACCCUACAAGACCCGGUAUGGCGUUCUCAAGCGUUACAUUCUCAAUUGCGACACGAUUUGUCAUGCAAAAUGAGCAUCAACAUCCACACAGUGAAGAUGGUUUGACAACUUUGAGCAUCAACUGGUCGAUGGUUUGACAGCUGUGGUCUGUGCACUUGCCCUGUUCGCCCGUGCCGCAGGUAAGGCACAAACGGCCCAGCCUCCCCUGUCCGGGCGGGGUUGCGGUUUAGGGGAGAGUCUCGCCCCUUAACCCAAAGGGGUACGUCGUCUCUUCCGUGAGAACAAAAACGUAAGGCGUAAAAUGGGUCGGGUCCUGGAUCGUUCUGUAUGUUGGGCUGUCGCGCUCGGCUAGCUGGCCGGGCUGUACUGAUCAGGUGUGGUGGGUAGCUCCCGACUGGUUGGCACUUUUCAAGGGGCGACUUGCCGUGGUAGCGCUCGGCUUUUGUAUGAUGAGGUCGCCGAAAGUGCUUCCUCGUCCAUCCCCCCGGGGAGGGGAUCCUUGACCUGUGGCGCUGGGAGCGGGUGUCCACUACAUGAUGAUGAUGAAGAGGCUACUUCGCAUGACAAAUGUUGGAAAGGCUAAACAGCACCUAAAUCUUAUCUGCGCGGAGUUUCUAAUGCUACAGGUGCAACCUCCAUUCUUUGUCUCUUGCCAUUUUUGCAUUAGAAAUUUAUGUAACAGUUGAGAAUGUAACGUUUGAGAACUCCAUACCCGGCGCAAGCAGUACUUCUGUCCCGAGCCGCGACAGAUUUAUGCUGAGUAAAACCGUCCCCACCCCAGGGUCGUCAUGCAAAUCUGCAUGCCAAAAAAGUUUCUCAUGCGGAGCCCCAUGAGAAGCAUUUUCUAGUCGUGUUAUGGAGUUUGUGGUGCUAGAAUCAGCAUGAUAUGCUAGAGCUGUGAUGCUGCUGAACUAGCGAAACAGGAUCACACUAUGACGGCAAACUUGUCAUGCGAAACAGCGAAAGCUGGGUGAUUUGUCUAGCAGAUUUCCCAUCUUGACUCUGGUGCGGGGACGUUUUUAAACAGGAUAAGAUGGACGACGGUUUUACGAUGGACGGCCGCACCGGGGAGGAGGGCAUGGAGGACAACGGUGGCGGCGCCGCGGGCAGUUCCCCCAUGAAGAUUUCGCCCGAGUCACCUGACCCCGAGGACGACGAAGAUGAGGAGAGCGAGUUCAUCAGUCUGAGCCCACGACUGGUCCCCCUGAAGCAGCACAUCAAGCGCGACCAGCUGGAGGAACAGCAAGAGAAGAAUAGCGGCAAUAAAGACGCGUCUUCGUCGAAUAAAGACAAGAACAGUCUGACCAAUAUCAACUGUAAAAGUGUCUGGGUCUGGAAGAAUGCCAGACUUGUCAUGCAGAUUUUACAUGACUCAUGAGGUCUCGCAAGUAGGACAGAGCAUGACAGAUUCUGUGAGAGUUCUAUCAUGCCUCUCCUGCAUGAGAAACUGCCUCUCGAUUAGGUCAAAAGUGGACAGCUUUUGGCUAUCAUGCAACACAGAUUUUUGCAUGCUUCCAGUUUAGCAUGACAAGUUGCAUUCUUCCAGACCCAGACAUAUAUUUUUACAUUUGAUAACCAAAAUUCAGUCCAUGACCUCUCUCGACGACAUCGAUUCGCUGAUUCAGUCCCAGCAGAUGGAUAUGCACUGCAAAAGUUGUAUCGUACAACCUUGUAUAAAUGCAUCUCAAAUUUCCUCAGCAUGAGAAAUAUGAAUUUGUAAUGCGGAUUUUGCUUCAGAAAAAGAUUUGUGAUGCAUUUUCACAAUUCCUACGAGUACGAUGCUUUCGCAGUGCACAAUGGAUUUCAAACUCCUAACCCUGGACGAGGACGAGAAACAGCGGCGGAAAAAUUUUAUCGAAAGAAAAAAAGUUACAGUUACACAUUUGUAGUGAAUUCAGCAUCACAAAGUUGCCCCGCAUGACCACAGAGGAAGCUUGCAAUGCAGAGAUUAUAAGGCAAAAGCUAACUCGAACGAGGCUCGCAAGCAUUUUGCGCAUGACAGAGGCUGUCUGUCUUGCUGGUUUUGCAUCACAGUGUGUAAUAACUGUAACACUUUUUCUUGGGAUAAAUUUCCAAAACUUGCUCCUCAGAUACGGCGAAGAGCCGGACGAACAGGGGGAUAAGUGGCUGGAAAUGAUGCGCAACCGCGAGGGCGCCUCAACCGGCAACGAUUAUCCCGAGCAAAAAUGUCCCCACCCCGUAGUCAAGUUGGUAAAUCUGCAACACAAAUUCCGAAGUUUUGGGAGUUGUGCAUGUCAAGUUUCCAUCUGCAGUGUAGUGGUGGUUAGCACCAAGGGAAUCCGCAUGACAAAGCCACUGUCUCACCCUAUUUACAGCAUGACAAAUUCCAAAACACGUCUGGGAAUUCCUCUCAUGGAGAUGCGCAUUGCAAAUCGAUUCCUGUCAUUGCGGAUUUGCAUGACAAGAACUCUGGGGUCGGGACGUUUUUGCUCAGGAUAACGACUGGGCCGACUUCAACGUGGGGGGCAAAGUCGACGUAUCCUGUGCAAAAGUAUCGUACUCGUACUGAUCGCGUUCAUGCAUUACAAGUUUCUUUCUCAAGUGAAAUCCACAUGACAAAUUUUAUUUUUCAUGCUGAGGAAGUUUGUCAUGCGAUUUAUACUAGUACGAUGCUUUUGCAUGUCAUACGACGACGCGGUGGCUAAUUUACCGAUCGACAGCGAAACUGGCAUGCUGAUCGAGGGAGCCGCCGGUCCCGCUGCUGGAAUAAACAAGGCGAAAAAUAACGACACCCACCACGGAUUGGUGCAAUUGAGCAAAAUCCACUACGAUUGGGAGAAGAAGUACCGACCACGCAAGCCGCGGUUUUUAUCAAAUGUAAAAAUAUCUGGGUCUGGAAGAAUGCUAGACUUGUCAUGCAGGUUUUCCAUGACUCAUGACGUCUGGUAUGUAGGACAUAGCAUGACAGAUUCUGUGAGAGUUCUAUCGUGCCUAUCCUGCAUGAGAAACUGCCGCUCGAUUAGGUCAAAAGUGGGCAGCUUUUGGUAAUCGUGCAACACAGACUUUUACAUGAUUCAGAUUUAGCAUGACAAGCUGCUUUGUUCCAGACCCAGACAUUUUUGCAUUCCAUAGCUUUUCAACCGUGUGAAAACCGGGUUUUGGUGGAACAAGUUAUCAGAAUGAAAAAUCCCCCCUCCCCGUACUUAUUCAAACGGAAAUUUCUGUUGCUGGAUUUGCGUACACAAAGUAGAUUUGUCUUGCUGUCGAGGACUGCAGGCGCAUAUCAAGCCUGAGAAGACAGGUUUUGGCCUAGGCGCUUAGCAUGACAGACGUCUACGCUGUAGGAGUAUGAGCAUGACAAACCGCUUGUAGAAUGCGGCGGCGCCUGUGGAGUUGCCUUCAUGCAAUACAGAGACGAUUUGUGGUCACAAAUCAGCAACGCAAAUUUUCGAAAACGUGCCUGGUCAUGAUGGGGAGGGGGGAUUUUUCCUUGUGAUACAAGUACAACUCCACCCACUACGACACCGAGGUGCCGCCCCCGAAAGUGGUGCAGGGGUACCGAUUCAACAUUUUCUACCCGGAUUUGGUGGACGCGAAGCGAUCCAUAUCCUGUGCAAAAGUAUCGUACUCGUAGUAUUUGUAUUAUAUCGCAGCUGUGUGUAUGUAUUACAAAUCUAGUUGGUUAGGUAAGUUCGCAUUACAGAUUCAAUUUGUAAUGUUGAGCUUAUUUGUAUUGCGAUUUGUACUAGUACGAUACUUUUGCAGUGCAUAAUCCACGCCGAAAUACUACAUUGAGAAGGACCAGACGCAGGGGAACACCAUGGAGACGCAGGAAACGGUACUCUUACGGUUCUCCGCCGGGGCGCCCUACGAGGACAUUGCGUUCAAAAUUGUGAACAAGGAGUGGAACCUGAAUCCGCGAAGGGGGUUCCGGGCGGUCUACGAUCGCGGAGUCUUGCAGCUCUACUUCAACUUUAAGGGAUUCAAUUACCGGCGAUAGUUUUUAUUUUCCCCUCAACAUGUAGUAGUUGGGGCUUGCUGUGGAGAAGGAGAACCUGCUGUGUGGAUGGUGUCCGUGUGUAGAAGUUUGAUGUUCCGAGGACCUGCAGCUGGUGCUGUGCCACUCGCAGCAGGGGUGAGUCUUUGUCUUGCUGGUGGAACAAGACGCGUGCAGCAGCUAGUACAGCUACUACAACCAGAGCAACGAGGACCACAACCUCAACCACGUCAGAGCAGUGAAAGACGAAUUGGUGACACACACUGUCACCAGUGUGUUGUGCCUCUACAACCAAGCUCCUGCGCGGCCCCCGAGGUGCAGUUCUUGUGGUCUACUUUCUUAAAGUACCUCCUGCACGACAGCGACCCAAAUGGACGGGAGGGACCAUGUUGAAGAAGAAGGGUUCUUUGCCGCGGGGUCGUAAGCAAGUAGUUGUAAGUGAAAAUAUCAACAUGUUCUUCGCACCAGUAAAGCUAAAACUCGCUCUCGCGGCUUUCCUCCCCUGGCGAAGCAGAGGCUGCUAUUGGUGUCUCAAACCAGCCAGUACUAUCACAAACCUUAACCUGUUGAAAAAAAAAAAGGAUUUCAAAAUGAAUGUGAGCAGUAGAUGAGAGCGGCG
Messenger RNA from Amoebophrya sp. A120, 10051 nucleotides. The record is from the annotation of a GenBank genome assembly. NCBI's taxonomy places the organism in Eukaryota, Dinophyceae, Syndiniales, Amoebophryaceae.